GUUAAUGCAGCGCUAAGGGUGCCCAGUGCUGUCCUGAACCCUUCCAGCAUGUUGAAUUCAGCAACACUCAAUCCUCUCAAAAGUAGGAAAUCCAAAGCUGUAUCAGCCUGGUGUAGACGUACACUAAGAGUUUCUCAGUGCAGCAGAACCUAGAAUGUCUCUUUGCAGGGAGAAUUCCUGGGAUGAAUGGAGAAUGUGAAAUGGACAAAACCCCUUCUGAAUUCACUCCAGUUGCCCUUCUCACCCUGACAGGCUGCAGAAUAACAUCCACCUUUUGCUCCGGAUCGUCCCAUCCUCCCAGCAUAAAGGAAAUGGCGUCAGUGGAGCUGUCUCAGGGGCUGGUGACCUUUGAGGAGCUGGCUGUGUACUACACGGAGGGGGAAUGGGCUCUGCUAGACCCUGCUCAGAGAGCCCUCUACAGGGAGGUCAUGCAGGAGAACUAUGCCACUGUGGCCUCACUGGGUAAGGAUUCCUGUGCCCUGGUUACUAGAAGCUGUGGGGUCUCUACAGAACCCGAGUAGUAAUAACUCUGGACCUUUACUCAGCCUGUAAUUUUUGGCAGGUUUCCAUGCCCAGCUUUUUGCUUCAUGUCCUUCCUCAGUGUCAUUUCUGGACGUGUGUGUAUUUGAUGUCGGCCAUUUUGAAAAAAAUAUGAUUUGUAAAAUUUAGUUUAAUUUAUCCUUAUUGGAUGCAUUAAAAGUAAUGAAUAA
Molecule: messenger RNA, 710 nt
Organism: Dermochelys coriacea (leatherback sea turtle)
Lineage: Eukaryota; Metazoa; Chordata; Testudines; Dermochelyidae
Product: zinc finger protein interacting with ribonucleoprotein K-like
Exons: 2
Coding region: 183-521 (112 amino acids)
Biological process (GO): regulation of DNA-templated transcription
Source: RefSeq, a predicted model, not a curated record